CAUGUCAACAGGAAAUAUGCAUACAGCUUCGUACCGAGCUGCUAAAAACCGAAAUAAUUAAAAGUAGUUAAAUUAUGUAUUCAACUUUAAAACUUUAAUUAUAUUCAAUUACGUUAUUAUUACACAUACUACUUUGAUAGUGCGCGUAAUUUUAAUAAGUACAUACAAGUCAACCGAUAGGACAGUAGUGUAAAACUGACGUGGUUUUAAAGAGAAUCAUAUUUAGAAUUAUUUCACCAACAUUACUGAACUAUUACUUGUUCAUUGUACAAUGUCUUGGGUCAGAGAGAAUUGUCUGUCUUUCUUUCAAAUGUUUUGUAUAAAAGUUGUGAAGACCGGUCGUAUCCCGAAACAUGUCGCUUUUAUUAUGGAUGGUAACCGUCGAUAUGCGAAAAAGAACAGCGUCGACAACAGUGCUGGACAUUAUAAAGGCUUUGAUAAGCUGUCCGAAACUUUGAGGUGGUGCCUGGACCUAGGGAUCCCAGAAGUAACAGUGUAUGCGUUCAGUAUUGAAAACUUUAAAAGAAGUAAAGAAGAAGUUGAUGGUCUUAUGGAUUUAGCUAGAGACAAGUUCCGAAGAUUAAUGGAUGAAAUUGAUCAAAUCAACGAGUGGGGUGUGAGGAUACAUAUUGCAGGCAGGCUCUCUUUACUACCAGAGGAUUUGCAAGCGCUAGUAUCGAAGUCUAUGCUGGCAACAAAGCAUAACAAUAAGCUUAGACUUAAUAUUGCUUAUGCCUAUACAGGUAGGGAUGAAAUCAGUAGAGCUGCAUCUCAUAUAGUAGAUGGAGUGAAAAACAAUGAUUUACCACCAGAAGACAUUGAUGAUGAGCUUGUAUCAAAAAUCCUAGAGUUAAGGGAAGCUGAACUUCUUGUGAGGACAUCAGGCGAAGUGAGAUUGUCCGACUUUAUGUUAUGGCAGGUUUCCAACACUGUGCUGUAUUUUACGGAAGUUCUAUGGCCGGAGUUCAGUAUUUGGAAUCUUUUGGCAGCCAUAAUACACUUCCAAAGAUACGCUCCAUCACCCAAACAGCCAGAACAUCUCAGUGACACAAAGAAACGGUUUUUGGAAAAGUUAGAAAGCCAAAGAUGGCAGCAUAUUGAGAAAAUAGUCAAUUGUUCAUUAUAUGCAUAGUUAAAACGAGCUGCUGUCGAACAAUUUAAUUUAAAUUAUUAGUAAUAUUGUUAUUUUCCUGUCUUUUUAUUCAAGCAUAUAAUUUUAUUUAUUAGAAUAUUUUAUCAUAAUUUUAUCUUUGUUGUAAUUUAUGUAUUUUACUGCGAUCAACUAAGUUGUUCUUGUUAGUUAUUUUUCAUUUAUUAUACAAAAUUUAUAUUGUUGUUUAAAUCAAAUGCUACAAUAUUUUAUUACCGAAGUAAUAUCUCUCAACAGGGUG
Spodoptera litura is the source of this 1391-nucleotide messenger RNA. It is a transcript of the gene Dhdds, whose product is annotated as Dehydrodolichyl diphosphate synthase subunit. Gene Ontology annotation, biological process: polyprenol biosynthetic process. Gene Ontology annotation, cellular component: dehydrodolichyl diphosphate synthase complex; endoplasmic reticulum. The record is from RefSeq and is a predicted model, not a curated record. NCBI's taxonomy places the organism in Eukaryota, Metazoa, Arthropoda, Insecta, Lepidoptera, Noctuidae. Gene Ontology annotation, molecular function: ditrans,polycis-polyprenyl diphosphate synthase [(2E,6E)-farnesyl diphosphate specific] activity.